Molecule: messenger RNA, 2729 nt
Organism: Toxoplasma gondii ME49
Lineage: Eukaryota; Apicomplexa; Conoidasida; Eucoccidiorida; Sarcocystidae
Exons: 4
Coding region: 740-2305 (521 amino acids)
Biological process (GO): rRNA processing
Source: RefSeq, a predicted model, not a curated record
CGAAAACAUGCGAAAAAUCUGUUAGUGUCAACAUCUGAAAGGCUUCCUGGACGCAAGCUUUUCGUGAUGGUGUAUUUUCUCUGAGCUACGCGAUUUCACUGGGCAUGUUACAAUCAGUUUGACCGUACACGUACGCAUUUCGACUUUGUAAAGUAUUAGUCGGAGCGUAUUGAUUUCUGUCCAGAGGAUGUGAAGAGGUUUUUUAACUUCCCUACGUUGUCGACUGUAACGACCUGAAGUCUUGUUGUACUCUGAUCGUAAGAACUUGCAGUCCAUGGUUUCCUGUGCAGGCACACGAUGCGCGUUCUCGAGCAGUGACCCUGUCGUUGUGUAGCUAAAAAGCCACACUGAUCCAUCGCAGCGACAUCUAUUGAGAGUCAGGACGUACAUAUUUCUACAGAGGGCAGUUUCAGUCGUGUAUACGAUGUCGUUGGUUUUCGUGGCGAAGAUAUUCCCGUGAAACAUAUCCCCAUGGCCUCUGGAGUCUCUCAUUUUUCGGGGGCUCUAAUGGGGUGAUCUUGCAGCGAAGAUAUAAUAUCAGUACAGGAGAGGUCAAUUUUAGGUAUGCAACUCUGUUUCGUAUGCAUUACCCAGCGCUGAAGUGGUUUGUGUGAGUAACAGGAAUUGGUGCUUCUUCAUUGACCAAAGGAGGUUCCAUAUACACUUUGUCUACCAGGCACCUCUCUUCGAACUACGGUCUCAUGCGGCGUAGCCAUAGAAAUGACUGUUUCCUCUGAGAAUGAAAUCCGUCACGGGAGUCUAUGCAGAGCAUGGAAGAAGGAGUCUGGAAGUGGCUCUUCUCUCUGCAGCUUCAGGGAAACGCAAGCAUCAUGGCGAUCGUCCUGCCUUUUUUGCCCUUGUUCUUCUCUUGUGCUCUGUGGACAUGUGUGUGCUUCCGUGUUCGUCAUUCGUUCUGCGAGCACCGUACCAACGUCGAGUCUCAUGCUGGCACUCCAGUGAACGUGCGUCUAAAUUCUGUUUUUCCCCGUGCUCUUUCGCUUUGAUUGGAGCAGCCGUACCCUGGGCAGAGGACCCAAACAGACGCUGUGGAACUGGGCGUCCUAUGCGCAUCUUGAGCACUGCGGGAGCAGUCGCUCUCUUCGCUUCAUGCUGUGCUGACUCGCUCUCUUCCUUGUGUUCUCUUCUAGGGGGGAUGGCUUCGCCACACCUGCACCUUGGGGGAUUUCAAGGCCAGAGACAACCCAGUCGGGCCACUACUGGUGUAGGUGACCUUCUGAACAUUUGGCUUUUCUCGGUUACACGGACAGGCGUGGGGGCUACUGCCACAGGCAGGCGUUCACAGAGUAGCAAGACAAAACGCAGCAGCACAUGGGGGAUGACCGACCAGCGACGCGAUGUGUGGAACAAACGAUUUGCCGCCAGAAUCAAAUAUCAUUUGCAGGAUUACUUUGCUCGACGAGGUGCAGAUGUCUUCGCGAGCGGCCCAGGUUCAUUCGUGAUACCCCGGUCCUACAACCGCCUUCGGCAGAGAAGACACGACGCGACAGCGGAUGCGUACGCUGACUGUCUGCUCACGUCAGAAAAGGCAUUAUCUUUGGACUCCGAUCUGGCUGUGCCGCAGAGCAGCACCCCCGUCUCUUCCUCGUGGAGUGAUAAGUCGACGAGCUGGGAAUCGUUCAAUCUCUCAAACACGAGACUUUGCACCAGUCCGUCCGGAAGGAGUGGCUACUUAAGCGACGAAGUCGAACCGAAGGUCCCAGGAGGCGAGGGCAACGAACCACCUUGGAGUUCCUGCGUUGAAGCUGGGGUAUUCUCUAGCACACCUUCCACUCCGCCACCUGCACAGUUUCGAAGUGCUUCAACGUAUGAACAGGGAGUGGCAGUUCCCCUGGCCGGAGAGCCGGGUCUGGGAUCUGCGAAACAUGAAUGGAUUGCAGACCAGGAAGCAGGCUACGACUUCGCAGCCGUUGACAACGUGGACGGUUUUCUGAAGUGCUGCGUCGACGUUGCCGAUGUUAUCCUCAACCAAAAUGCUUCUGUUGCGAAGGUUUACGUUUCUGUCGAUGGAGCUGAGCAGGCUCAACGGCUAGCCCAAGGAUGGCUGCAGCGCUCCCGCAAGAUGCUUCGGUAUUAUUUGUCUCAGAAGAUGAGAAGACGCCGCCGGAUUCCAGAAUUAUUUUUCCACCUCGUUGACACCAAAGGCAUUGCAAAAAUGCUGUUCUCCCUUCAUCGCCUCGAGGUGGAAGAGGUCAUUCCAUAUGAACUGAAGCACCAUCGUCAGACUGCGAAGGCGAACGAAGCUGUGCAAGACGAGUCAUCAUCUACACAUUCGAAAGUUCCCUGAUGAUCAACCGAAUCAUAUGGCUGGCCGCACCGCGGGUCGCCCUGUCUUCAGAGAGGGAAAUGCAUUCCUCGCAAGCCACUGCCAGGGCCAUAUAUGUACGCGUUUCAUACGGAGGCAGGGAGACGAGCGCAUACCCGCCGCCGCUGAGGUCACUUUACAAGGAGCACCUGUAACUGCCACAUGAAGGCAUCAGUGGCUUCACUGCUCACGGCCAUCAGCUGAUGCUCUCACGAUUGACGUUGGCGGGGCCGUAUCAUGUGGAGACUGAAUCGUCUGAGUAACAAAGCAGUGCGUGACACCGGUUUGGGAUUGCAGAUCGCAAAUGCGAAAGCUCUUCCUGCAGAAUUCCAAGGUCUGUCUUACAGUAUAUUCGCAAUUGACCUUUUGUCGAAAUAUGCCACACCACGUUACCCGUAAAACAUGC